Lates calcarifer (barramundi perch) is the source of this 6570-nucleotide messenger RNA. It is a transcript of the gene fgfr4, whose product is annotated as fibroblast growth factor receptor 4. Gene Ontology annotation, cellular component: signaling receptor complex. The transcript has 21 exons. Bases 942 to 3764 code for a protein of 940 amino acids. NCBI's taxonomy places the organism in Eukaryota, Metazoa, Chordata, Actinopteri, Centropomidae. Gene Ontology annotation, biological process: positive regulation of kinase activity; regulation of bile acid biosynthetic process; multicellular organism development. The record is from RefSeq and is a predicted model, not a curated record. Gene Ontology annotation, molecular function: ATP binding; fibroblast growth factor receptor activity; fibroblast growth factor binding.
GUGACUGCCGUUCGGAGAGCAGCAGAGUGCUGUAGGAGGGCUGGUGUGUGUGAGGGACGCAGUCACUCGCUCCUCUCUCUCUCUCUUUCUCUGCUGUAGAAAAGAAACGGACUGAGGAGACAGAGCUCCACAUUGCAGCGGCGGGAGCUCAGAUCUUUGCCGGGAUAAACUCGCCGAGGGGAAAGGAGAACUUGCAGAAGCGCUGCGUAAAGACGCACGUAAAGAGUUUUAUCCAACACGGCGCUACAGUCUAACCUAAGAGGGGACUCUGAACCAAGGGGCACGUUUUAUCACCCAAGCUUUUUCUCUCAUUCUCUCUCAUUCGCCACAUCGGAUCUUUUUUAAAAAAAAAAAACAUCAUCAGAGAGAGAAAGGGCAGGUUUUUACACGCGCAAAUCCACUUUCUCGCCGCCCCUCUCUUUGGUUUUCUUUCUCUCCAUGGAUUUAGCGCUCUGAGCGACCGGCUGCAGUGGACUUUGCCCUCCCCCGGGGAUCACAGCUCCUUCCCCCGGUCACCACCAGGAGAGACCGGCAGCUGUCGUUCAUAUUCCAGGGGUCUUGUUUUCUUGUUUGUUUUUUCUUGAUGGAUUUAUAAACUCAAUCACUCCGUGUUGAGCCGGAUACAAAACACCCGAGAGCCGCUCACACAGAAACUUUGCUUUGGGAAAGGAUACAGCGGGAAUACCGGAGCUCCAAAUGAGGAUUUCAAUAUUCGCUCGAGUCGAUCGGGACAAGGAGUGACCCACCACCACCAUCACCAUCACCUUGGUGCCAGUCAUCACGGUGAGGACAGACCGGGAGGAAAGGAAAGGAUCCAGAUUUAGAGACUUUGUGGGCUUCUGAGAUUGCCAAUGCCAGGGACUGGAGUGUGAGGCCCACUCCAGGCUUCCAACAUUUAUCUCUACCUUUUAACCACAAGACACACACGUCACAUCUGGAAGAUGGCGAGGGUCUGCACGUUCUGCGUUCUCCUGCUCUGUUUGGUGGACAAAGUCUCGGCCAGGGCCAUUGACGAAAGACGAACUAAAGAUCUACGGGUCUCCAGACCUCUGAUCGUGCCAGGUUACCCAGAAAACACCACAGCGGUGGUGGGCGGUCAGGCGAAGCUGACGUGUAAAGUCCACAGGCUGGCAUCCACCAAGGUGCAGUGGCUGAAGACGGAGGUCAGCCAGGGAGGACCGCCUCGCCUCAGGGCUCUGACGGCCCUGCAGAGCAACGCGUCCAAGCUCAACACCCUGCAUCUGUCCAAUAUCACUGUGGAAGAUGCAGGAGAGUACAUCUGCAUGGCCGAGAGCACCCAUGCAGGACAGACGGUACAGGCCAUGCAGUCGGCAUGGCUGGACGUCCUGCCUGGCACCAUCAUUUCCCGAACAGUGGAACUGAGUGCUGCUGAAAUCCCACCAGAUGUUCUUGAGGACCUGAGUGAGGAUACCACGGAGCAUCUUCUGCUAGAGCCGGGCAACGUGCUGAAACUGCGCUGUGACAUGAGCACAAGGCCCGGCAUGGCAGUGAACUGGUACAAGGAGGGAGGCCGGGUUCUGCCCACACCCCGCAUCCAGAUCCGUGGCGCCAUCAUGGAGAUCACGGACGUAACAUAUGAGGAUUCGGGUGUUUAUGUUUGUGUUCUCCGGGGAACCAAAGAGCCUGUGAGAAACUUCACCAUCACUGUAACAGACUCAUUGGGGUCGGGAGAUGAUGACGAGGACAACGGCUUGGAGGACUCAUCGGCUGAGAUCGAAAAUGACCAGGUUUACAUCUCAAGAGGUCCCUAUUGGACUCACACCCAGCGUAUGGAGAAGAAGCUGUAUGCUGUUCCUGCGGGCAACACGGUUAAGUUUCGUUGCCCGGCCAUGGGAAGCCCCAUGCCAAGCAUUCGCUGGCUCAAAAAUGGGCGUGAAUUUAGAGGAGAGCAUCGCAUUGGAGGCAUUAAGCUGAGACACCAGCACUGGAGCCUGGUGAUGGAGAGCGUUGUUCCUUCGGACAGAGGAAACUACACCUGCGUGGUGGAGAACAAAUAUGGCUCCAUCUCUCACAGCUACGUCCUCGAUGUCCUGGAGCGCUCCCCCCAUAGGCCCAUCCUGCAGGCUGGUCUGCCAGCCAACACCACAGCAGUGGUGGGCAGUGACGUCCAGUUCCACUGUAAGGUCUAUAGUGACGCGCAGCCUCACAUUCAGUGGCUUAAACACAUUGAAAGAAAUGGCAGCCGCUUUGGUCCUGAUGGCACACCUUAUGUACAGGUUCUCAAGACCGGCAGUCUGAACAUGUCAGAGGUGGAGGUGCUCUACCUGUCCAAAGUUACCAUGGAGGAUGCAGGAGAGUAUACCUGUCUGGCUGGAAAUUCAAUCGGUUUCGCCCACCAGUCUGCUUGGCUGACUGUCAUCUCAGAAGAGGAAGCAGCAGAUGCUAUGGACACCAUUGAGACCAAGUACACCGACAUCAUCAUCUACGCCUGUGGUUUCCUGGCACUGAUCAUGGCCAUCGUCAUCGUGGUUUUGUGUCGAAUGCAGGUCCACCCUAGAAGGGAGCCAUUUGAUGCUCUUCCUGUUCAGAAGCUCUCCAAGUUCCCUCUUCGCAGACAGUACUCAGUCGAGUCCAACUCAUCAGGGAAGUCCAGCGCGUCUCUGAUGAGGGUGGCUCGCCUUUCGUCCAGCUGUUCUCCCAUGCUGGCUGGAGUCAUGGAGUUUGAGUUGCCCUAUGACCCAGACUGGGAGUUCCCCAGAGAGAAUCUAACAUUGGGCAAACCUCUAGGAGAAGGCUGCUUUGGUCAGGUGGUCAGAGCUGAGGCCUAUGGCAUCAACAAGGACAGUCCAGACCAGGCCACCACUGUGGCAGUCAAGAUGCUCAAAGAUGACGCCACAGACAAAGAUCUAGCAGAUCUCAUCUCAGAGAUGGAGCUGAUGAAGGUGAUGGACAAACACAAGAACAUCAUCAACCUGUUGGGAGUCUGCACACAGGAUGGCCCUCUGUAUGUGCUGGUGGAGUAUGCCUCCAAAGGCAGUCUGAGGGAGUACCUGCGGGCCCGGCGACCCCCAGGUAUGGACUACACUUUUGAUGUGACCAAGGUGCCUGAGGAGCAGCUCACCUUCAAAGACCUGCUGUCUUGUGCCUACCAGGUGGCCCGAGGGAUGGAGUACCUGGCCUCUAAAAGGUGCAUCCACAGAGAUUUGGCAGCCAGGAACGUUCUGGUGACAGAGGACAAUGUGAUGAAGAUUGCUGACUUUGGCCUGGCCAGAGGAGUCCACCAGAUCGACUACUACAAGAAAACCACCAACGGGCGGCUGCCGGUGAAGUGGAUGGCACCAGAAGCCUUGUUUGACAGAGUCUACACACACCAGAGUGACGUGUGGUCGUUUGGUGUACUCAUGUGGGAGAUCUUCACGCUGGGUGGCUCGCCAUACCCUGGCAUCCCUGUCGAAGAACUCUUCAAGCUGCUGAAGGAAGGACAUCGAAUGGACAAACCCUCCAACUGCACACAUGAACUCUACAUGAUGAUGCGCGAGUGCUGGCAUGCUGCUCCCACCCAGAGACCGACGUUCAAACAGCUGGUGGAGGAGCUGGACAGAGUGCUGCUGUCUAUCUCUGACGAGUAUUUGGACCUGUCGACGCCCUUCGAGCAGUACUCCCCGUCAUGCGAGGACACGUCUAGCUCCUGCUCCUCUGACAACGACUCCGUUUUUACCCACGAUGCCUUGUCCACCGACCCCUGUCUCCUGGGCUACCAGGAUGUGCGCUCCCGGAUAGACAUGAAGACUGCGCUCCGAUAGGCACUCACACAUAUACACACACACCAACACAACACAACACUGACGGCCAUGCUGAAGGUCCCCAACAGCAUUUCUAAAGUUAAGUUAAAGUUUUUAUUCUUGUCAAUUUUUACAUUGGACCUUCAUUAUGGCACCACACAAAGCCCUUAGAUAUAGGCGGGCAUCUUUUACACACACAUACACACAAAUACACACAUGUGCACAUGGAGCACUGAGGCCGUUGGGCUUCAUUACAUGGUGGAGAUUUGUAGGAAGGCGUUUGACUGUGGGCAGAAGAACGAGCAGAAGAAAAGACGAUAAACAAACAAAACAUGGUACUUUGGACUUUCAGCUCGGGCACUGUACUCAAGAACAGUUGUAACGUUGGAAAACUGCGGCACUAAACACAACAGCAGAGACCCUGGUACUCACAAUGACUUCUUUGAUCAGCUCUUCCUCAGAGAAGCGAUGGACAAUGAUCUCCUCACACAAACUCAACCCAAAACCAGGGCUUGAAACCUCGGUGAUAAAGACAUUUUUAAAAAAUUAUUUUGCUAUGAUAAAAAAAGAAGAAACUGAUUGUUAAAUAUAAAUCUCUCUAUAUAAGAUUAUUUUACUUUUGUGUUGCUUAUUUAAAAAGAAAACGGUCUUAAAUCUCAGGAUCUCUCGUGCUAAGAAGCUGCUGUAACAGCAGCAAAGUGCCUGAAUUUAUGAUUUCCUGUGAAUAUAUUAGAAUAUAAAAAAUAUUGUAUGUACAUAUCAACAACAGAAAGACAAUUGCCUUUUUAUAAAUUAUUCUGAAUGACACACUCACAAAAAAUGAAGGGUAUUGGAGGCGAAAGAAGAGAGGAAUUUUAUCAAGUGUUUCAAGUGCCAAGCCUGUCACAGCUGUCAAACUGUCUUCAUGUUCAAGUUUCAUUCCAAAAUACGACCACACAGAACGUCCUCUAUUAAAUACACUUUCCCAAAUGGGACCUUAAAUUUACAAUUUGUAAUCUGAAUGUAAAUUUAAAAAAUCCAAACACAAUUGGAGUUGCUCCCAAAUCAUGAACUAACAGUAGAUGUUGUUAAAAUUUGGUUUGCAUCAGCAACAACAACUUUUGCAAACAUUGUCUAAAAACCACCCUGUAUUCUGAUUUAUGACCAACUGAGAAACACAAAUUAUCUAAUUUUCCAUUGACAAUUCAAGCCUCAAGUGUUUGUGGUCAAACAAUUAUGGAUUGGGCCUUAAAAGACGGCUUAAAGUUGGGAAAUUUUGGAAUAAAACCCUCCAUUUGUCAUUUUGUAGUGCUGCAGCCUUCAGCCCAAGAAAACAAUUAGUGGGUAAAUGCAAGAAGGAGCCCAGUUAUUGUUGCUGUUGUUGGAUGAAAACCACAAAUUUGCAAAACUCUUUGGACACAAAGAAAGAAAAAGCAAAGUUUCUCACAGGCUUUAAUGUGUUUAAAAUGAGUUUUGAGCAGGUCUCCAAACCCCAAAGGUCACAAGACAGACUCAUUUACAAGUAAAAACAACCAUGUAAACUUUGAGACAACAUCUCGUGGUCUUCCUCUAACAACAGCUUUGCUUGUUCAGUCUUUCCCUACAUUGCUGCUUUGUCAGAGACAGUGCGUCCACGGUGGGACUCACCCUGAAAAGGAGGACUGACGAUUCAGCCCGAGGACUCUGUGGGGAGCUGGCCCAGGCGCACUGUCACUGCUGACAAGGAGAGGAGGGCAGGGAAGGGGAGGUGGGUUUGGGGGGGACACUGAAUGUGAAAGCCAGUGUGAUUGAUUUCAAAUAGAGGAGAAGGGGGAGGGACUCUCCUUUGUUUGGCUGUAACCCUUCACCCAACCCAAUCUGUUGGCGAGGGGUCCUCAGGUCCGCAGCCUGGCCGGACAAUGAAGGCUUUGCAGCCUUAAUGGGUGUGACUACGGACCAGAGGGAGUUUUAGGGGGUGGUGGUGGUGGUGUGGGGAUAGCUUGGGCUUGUGUGCAAAUGAAGAGGCUCUUAUUAUGGUAAUGGUCUCCUCUUCUCUUCCAAAGGCCCCUAUCUUUAUCCAUAGCCACCAUCUUUUAAAUUACAAAUCUUAAUUCACAUUCGCCGCUCUGCCGCUGCCACCAGGACCAGCUGCAGAAAAUUCCCCUGUGGGGUAAAAAUGCCAACUGGGUCCAGGUCUGCCUCCUGAAUCUGACCACAGACAAAACAACUAAAGACACAAACAAAAUAACCAUUGACAGUUGUUGUGUGGAAAGAGACCUUUCUCCAGAUCUUUGAUCCCUCAAAGAUCAACACUUAGCAGUUGGUCAACGGUAAAUCUGCCUGUCAGGAUUCACCAAACUCCAUUCAGAAUUGGGUAAAUUUACUCAUUAAUGCUGGUGAAACACACAACCUCCUUCAGUCUCCUGAAAGAAAUUUCAUUUGGCUAAUAUAGGCAUCACAAGUUGUACUACACCAUUAUUUUCUGGUCCUUUUUCUUCCAGAUGUUGGAAAGAAAAUGUAACUGUUUAAUUCUAAAAUGCUUUAAAUUCGUCACUCAGUCCAUUUUACUGUGCACAAAACCAGUCAGCCAUUUCAUCAAGGAAGGAUUAACGUUAUCUACUCUGCUCAUUUGUUUGCAUUUUGUGACAGCUGGUGUCUCUGAUGGAUAUCUCAUUUUGGGAUGAAGCUCUUGCAUUUACAUGAAGUGUCCGGAUACAAUUUGCAUCUUUACAUUCCAGUUAUCCCAGAUACAAACUGUAACCAAUCACAACGUUCUUACACAUUUCCUCAAGAGAAUUAUUUUAGAAAUAUCUAAUUUAUUUGUUUAUUGUUUUGUUUUUAUAUGAAAUAAAGUAUAAUUUAAAAUAAA